AUCCAGCCAGCUACCAAGCCCCCUCACCUCCCCCUCCUUCCCACUCACCCCCGUUAAGGCUUCAGCACAGGGGAGUGCAAGGACCCGCGCAGGUCGCCCCACCCAGUCUGACCUCCUCGCCCCACGUCUUCCUAGCUUCCGUAAGGAUACAGGCACAUGCUGAGACGCCCCUAAAGGUACCUACACACAGCUUGUCAACCGUCACACAUGCUUGCUGUGACAUUGCCCGUCCCAUACCUAUGUCCUUUCUCAACCCAAAAGGGUGAUCCCAAGCAUAUUGAUUCUCGCUUCACCACCGAGGGCAGGGAUGUCGCAGUUCUCUACCAUGACGACCAACGAGAGGAAGAUGCAAGCUGCAGCCAUCUGUAGGGAGGUACAGGGUCCUGAAGAUGCAGAGAUGGACCUGGGGAAGAAGAUGAGUGUCCCUAAGGAUGUGAUGCUGGAGGAGCUGUCUCUGGCCUCCAACAGGGGCUCCCUCCUCUUUGAAAAGCGCAAGAGGCGCUCUGAAAAAUACACCUUCGAGAGCAUCCAGAAUGUAACCAACACACAGAUCAAUAGUCAAGAAACCACAGAAAGCAACAGCUUGGGAGUGGAACAGUCUAAAACAACCACGAACACGCCUGAUCCGAGCAACACCCCCAACCCAGACAACAUUGCACCAGGUUAUGGUGGACCUCUAAAACAAAUGGAACCAGAGAAGUUCAACAGCACAUGCCUCCCCAAGUCCUACCACUCCCCCUGGGACCAGGCCAUCUACCACAGCGACCCCUCCCUGGCCGAUAGCCUUGUCAACCACCUGGCAGAGCUAGAGGCCAAGCCUGAAGGACCAGGGUACAAGAGCUUCAACAGAGUGGCUACCCCGUUUGGCGGCUUCGGCGGCAAGUCCACCAUACCGGCCCCGUUGUUCAAGGCCCCCGACGUGGAACACAACACCAUGCCGGAGCUGUACCCAGAGCUCCAGGGGGAGCCUGUGGUGCAGAGGCCCACAUUCAAUAGGGUGGCCUGCGGCUGGGUGGGGGCCAGCACCCCCGUCAUCCUCCCCAAAAUGCACCUGGAUCCCAUGUUUAUCCCAGAGUCCGAUGACCUUUGAACUUCUGGCAGUUGCUCAAUCUUCUGAGAUGCUGCUUGGUUUGCUACCCAAAAGUCCUUCCGCUGGGUUAGGGUCAGAAUAGGGUCAGAGUGAGGGAAGGAGGCAUUUUUGAUUGCCUGAUUAGGGUAAGUUAGCUACUUUUUUUGUGGCGAAAAAUGCAAGUUUCUCUGCUUAACUGAUCUGCCCAUGCCCAAGGUGUUCUGCCCAUCUCCAAACUGCACUUGAAGUAAGUAAACCAGCUAGUUUACACUAGCUAGAGUUACUAAAUACAGUAUAGGAUAUUUACAUACUGCACAUUGAUGUGUAUAAGAUAUAAUGAAUCUGCCUGAUGACAUUUGAUUACUGUAUUAGUUGUUUUUGAGCUAAAUAAAAUGAAAAGCACAAUGUUAUAAUUUCA
Molecule: messenger RNA, 1487 nt
Organism: Oncorhynchus kisutch (coho salmon)
Lineage: Eukaryota; Metazoa; Chordata; Actinopteri; Salmoniformes; Salmonidae
Product: myozenin-2-like
Exons: 7
Coding region: 308-1090 (260 amino acids)
Cellular component (GO): actin cytoskeleton; Z disc
Molecular function (GO): FATZ binding; actin binding; telethonin binding
Source: RefSeq, a predicted model, not a curated record